AUGGGUAAGUCUAAGAACAGGAAGGAGAAGCGGCCCGGGCUGGCGGAGAAGCAGGCCAGGGUGCGCAACGUGGUGAGCAUGGGGUACGACCCCGAGUGGGAGGAUGAGGCCAUUGGCAAGAUGGCCGAAUGUGAGCAGCAUGCGGCUGAGAAGGCCGCUCUUCGUCGGGCUGCCAUGGCCACCUCCCGCCACCAGCACGUCCCCCCGCCGGGAGCGCCUGCCAUCCCGCCCGCUGCACCACCUGCCAUGGCCCCACUGGAGGCCGAUCCCGCCCUUGCGCCCCCUGCACCACCCGCCAUGGCCCCGCUGGAGGCCGGUCCCGCCCUUGCCCCUCCUGCAGAGCCUGCCCCUGCCAUAGCCCCGCCUGCAGUGCCAGCGGCGGGUGGUGCCCCCGUUGUGUAA
Messenger RNA from Aegilops tauschii subsp. strangulata, 402 nucleotides. Lineage: Eukaryota; Viridiplantae; Streptophyta; Magnoliopsida; Poales; Poaceae. The record is from RefSeq and is a predicted model, not a curated record.